Messenger RNA from Penicillium cinerascens, 1740 nucleotides. RefSeq names its product MIP/aquaporin family protein. Bases 1 to 1740 code for a protein of 579 amino acids. Gene Ontology annotation, biological process: glycerol transmembrane transport; water transport. Gene Ontology annotation, cellular component: plasma membrane. The record is from RefSeq and is a predicted model, not a curated record. The transcript has 3 exons. Lineage: Eukaryota; Fungi; Ascomycota; Eurotiomycetes; Eurotiales; Aspergillaceae. Gene Ontology annotation, molecular function: water channel activity; glycerol channel activity.
AUGAAUGAACAACACUAUGAUGAGCCACCCAGGUCACCAUCUGGACCUCAAUUACAUCCUAUUGAAGAACGAGACAGUAGUCCAAAUUCUUCAGCAUCGACCGAAACAUUGGCCACGUCGCCCAAGAAGCAAACCAACGACGAGCCUCAAACACCAGGGCCAUCGAAGCAGCAGCUCGAACUAGAACAGCAAAACCAGCAGAAGACUCAACAUGGAAAUACUUCAACACCUUUAAACGAACAACGCCCGCCGCUCUUCUCACGUCCUUCUAUGGCUCGACGCCCGACCGAAUCUGGCAGCGUUUACUAUGGACACCAAACCCCUUCAUUGGCAAAUAGAACAUGGAGCCAACAACAGGCCAGUCAAUGGCCAACUCAUUCGUUGGCGGGUAAGAAUAUGAUGCCGAUUCAACCUCAAAUAUCACAACCAAACAACACCUAUGUCGACGCCGAGUACCGACAAAAGAACCCCAAAUAUGGACGAGAAAAUGAGAAGCCAAUUUGGGGUCUGGCUAAGCCUCUUCCCCGUGUAGUUAGGCCAGGGAUGCGCCGAGAUGAUAAAGAUCAAACAACAGCACAAGAAUCUGGGCCUCCGGGUGAAUCUGCACCUGCCCCAGAGCUGGGUGCAACGCCUGGAUUAUCAUCAUCACAGCCUGGAAAUAAUGGGCAGGGAUAUCAAAGCUAUUCAUCGACGGCGCAGCAGGGUCUAUCAAAACACAAUGCAGUGUACGCGCCACAGGCUGAUGGUCUUCUGCGUCCAAUGGAAUCAGAAGCCACCCAAGGCAAUCCGCAGGGUUCAAACCAACCGAUGGACGAAAAAUCACAAGAAGAAUUUUUGAAUUCGUGGGUCAAAAUCAGACAUUAUAUGAAGGAGCCAUUUGCAGAGUUCCUCGCGACAACCGUGGCCGUCCUCAUCGGGCUAUGCGGCACACUCUCUGUGUCAACCGGAGGAGAAUCAGCAGGAACCCGCCUCUCGGAGAACUGGGCCUGGGGUCUCGGGUUCAUGAUUGGGAUCUACCUCGCUGGUGGAAUUUCUGGUGCACACCUAAACCCAGGCAUCUCCAUUACGCUUUGGGUUUUCCGCGGUUUCCCCGGUCGACGAUGCUGCUACUACAUUGCUGCUCAACUCCUUGGCGCAAUCACGGCAGCUGGGUUGGCCUACUGCUUGUAUCGAGAUUCUAUUCUCAGCCUCGCGCCUACUGCUCCGCCGGGUACUUCGGGUCUUGGGCUUUAUACUGAGCCACUGAGUCAUGUUAGUCCUGCAACUGCCUUCUUUACUGAAUUCGUCGCCGAUGCGGUAUUACUUUGUGCCAUAUUUGCGAUGGGUGAUGAUAGUAAUGCUCCACCGGGUGCAGGUAUGCACUCGUUUGUGAUUGGAUUGGUAAUCUAUGUGCUUUGUAUCUGUCUUGGGUUUAACACUGGAGGAUGUCUGAAUCCCGUGCGAGACUUUGGGCCUCGACUCGUUGCCCUCAUGGCUGGCUAUGGUGGUCACACAUUCACCGAUCAUCAAGGCUGGUGGUUUUGGGGCUGCUGGGUGGCUACCAUCAGUGGUUGUCUAACUGGAGCUGUCCUUUACGAUACGUUUAUUUUUAUUGGAGGUGAAUCUCCCAUCAAUUAUGCGCCGAGACGCCGGCAGAGAGCGAAGCUCAAGAAGGAAACUAAGUGGAGGAAGAGACUUGGCAUCGGGAAGCACGAAGUGCCUCAUUUGGAGGAUGGGAUUAAGGAAUUGGAGGACGAUUAG